This is a messenger RNA of Phalaenopsis equestris, 1536 nucleotides long. RefSeq names its product probable metal-nicotianamine transporter YSL7. The transcript is spliced from 4 exons. The annotation marks the transcript as partial. The record is from RefSeq and is a predicted model, not a curated record. Gene Ontology annotation, molecular function: oligopeptide transmembrane transporter activity. Gene Ontology annotation, cellular component: membrane. Lineage: Eukaryota; Viridiplantae; Streptophyta; Magnoliopsida; Asparagales; Orchidaceae.
GACGAGAUGUCGGUGGAGCAGCUCUUGGAUUGCAGGGAGGACGUUCCCCCGUGGGCAGAACAUCUCACAUUUCGAGCGUUUUUCUUCAGCUUUCUGCUGGGAAUCUUCCUCUGCUUGAUUGUGAUGAAGCUGAAUCUGACGACAGGGAUAAUCCCUUCGCUCAACGUCUCUGCCGGCCUCUUGGGUUUCUUUUUUGUGAAGACGUGGACUAAGGUUGCGGAGACGUGUGGGUUUCUGAAGAGGCCGUUUACUCGGCAGGAGAAUACUGUUAUUCAGACUUGUGUUGUGGCUUGCUCCGGCAUUGCUUUCAGCGGUGGUUUUGGAAGCUACAUAUUGGGCAUGAGCAAACAAGUUUCAGCAGGCUUCAUCGAAGCAAACGACGACAUCAACACCAAAGAUCCCCACUUGGGCUGGAUGACCGUCUUCUUCUUCACCGUCAGCUUCGUCGGUUUAUUCUCAGCCGUCCCUCUUCGCAAGGUAAUGAUUAUUGGGUACAAGCUGACCUACCCAAGCGGUACAGCCACAGCCCACCUCAUCAACAGCUUCCACACACCUCAGGGAGCUAAGCUCGCCGGAAAACAGGUUUCUGUUCUCUUUAAAUCUCUCGCCGGAAGUUUCCUCUGGUCUUUCUUUCAGUGGUUCUACAGCGGCGGCAGCAACUGCGGUUUCAACAGCUUUCCCACAUUUGGCCUCCAAGCCUACAGGAACAGAUUCUACUUCGACUUCUCUGCCACCUACAUCGGCGUUGGAAUGCUCUGCCCCUACCUUAUCAACUUCUCCCUCCUCCUCGGCUCCAUCAUCUCAUGGGGUAUCCUCUGGCCUUACAUCUCCAACAAGAGAGGACAAUGGUACGACUCCAAUCUCGAAGAAAGCAGCCUCCUUGGUCUCAACGGCUACAAAAUCUUCAUCUCCAUCGCCAUGAUUCUCGGUGACGGUCUCUUCCACUUCAUCUCCUUCCUCUUCCGCUGCUCCAACGAUAUCUACACCAAACUGCACAAUCCCAAAGAUCAAAUCCCCCCCUUUUCCGACCAACCCCUCUACGAAUCCACCGCCAUGACCUUCGACGACCGCCGCCGCACCACCGUCUUCCUCAAAGACGAUAUCCCAAACUCCAUUCUUUCCGGCGGCUACAUUCUCCUCGCCAUCUUCUCAAUCUUCACGGUCCCAUUCAUAUUCCCCCAACUCAAACAACACCACAUUCUCGUCGCUUAUCUCAUCGCCCCUCUCCUAGCCUUCUGCAACGCCUAUGGCUGCGGUUUAACAGACUGGUCCCUCGCCUCCAGCUACAGAAAAAUCUCAAUUUUCAUCUUCGGCGUAUGGGUAGGAGAAGAAUACGGCGGAGUUCUCGCCGGUCUCGCGGCCUGCGGAAUCAUGAUGAGUGUUGUCUCCACAGCUUCGGAUCUAAUGCAGGAUUUCAAAACAGGGUAUCUAACUCUAGCUUCUCCUCGAUCCAUGUUUAUCAGUCAAGCAAUCGGCACGGCCAUGGGGUGCGUGAUAGCUCCGGCGAUCUUAUGUUUGGAGAAUGGUGUAUUGAGG